Molecule: messenger RNA, 2082 nt
Organism: Elephantulus edwardii (Cape elephant shrew)
Lineage: Eukaryota; Metazoa; Chordata; Mammalia; Macroscelidea; Macroscelididae
Gene: ZNF112
Product: zinc finger protein 112
Exons: 5
Biological process (GO): regulation of transcription by RNA polymerase II
Cellular component (GO): nucleus
Molecular function (GO): DNA-binding transcription activator activity, RNA polymerase II-specific; RNA polymerase II cis-regulatory region sequence-specific DNA binding
Source: RefSeq, a predicted model, not a curated record
AUGGCUCGCACCUGCCAGCCACCCAUGCGGAAGAUGGCACGUGCCCAGUGGCCACUCGCACAGGAAGAUGGCGCGCUCCAGCCGCCUGCUUGCUGCCUGCGCUGGAAGAUGGUGCGCAACCACUGGCUGCCUGUGCAAGAGAUGACGCCCGCGCCCGAGGCCAUAACGUUCAAGGAUGUGGCUGUGGCCUUCACUGAGGAGGAGCUGGGGCUGCUGGACUCCACCCAGAGGAUUCUGUACCGAGACGUGAUGCUGGAGAACUUCAGGACCCUGGUUUCCUUGGAAAGCAAGAGUCAACAUGUAAUGAAACAUAUUCAAGAAAUGCAGUUAAACUACCUUUCCCCUAAAGAGCUUUCUUCUCUUCCACAAGAUGCAAGUGGAUUAACCAGGUGCCAAGAUUCCAUCAGAAACAGUCAGGGUGCUAAUUUUCAGCUAAAGAACCAAAGGGGAAGGUCCAGUGGGUACAGGAUUUGUGGUAAAGCCUUCAGCCAUAGUAUAGGCUUCAGUGAUAUUUUUAGGGCCCAAAGUGGGGAGAAACCACAUGAAUAUGAAGAAAAUAGAUAUGUCUUUAACCAGAGCUCAUAUCUUGAAGUUCAUCAGAAAACCCACCUUGAAGAGAAACUGUGCACAGAUUUGGAGUGUGAGAAGGACUUCAUUUGUAGUUCAGGUUGUAGCGUUCAGCAGAGAGUUCACAUAGAAGAGAAUCUCUAUAAUUCUGAGGCAGUUGAUAACAACCUCAGGUUGGCCUCAAAUUUUCAGGACCUUCAGAUUAUCCACAAUAGGAAACAAGCAUACGAACGUUUUGCAUGUGGUAACAACAUCAGUCAAAUUUCAUAUAUCCAGUGCAAUCAGAAAAUUUGUACUGCAGAGAAAACAUGUAAGAAGUAUGAGAAUGGCUUCAAUUGGAGUUCAAAACAUAAAGACUAUCAGAAAGUUGACACAGGAGAUAAACUGUACAAAUGCAAUGUGUGUGACAAAGGUUUCAGCCAUAAGUCAGUUCUUAAAGUUCAUCAGAGAAUCCACACAGGAGAGAAGCCUUAUAAAUGUGAGGAGUGCAGUAAGGAAUUCACUCGGAAUUCAUAUCUUCAAGCUCAUCAGAGAAUCCACUCUGGAGAAAAGCCAUACAAAUGUGAGAAGUGUGGGAAGGGAUUCAGUCGGAAUUCCUACCUUCAAGGCCACCAGAGAAUCCACACAGGAGAAAAGCCAUACAAGUGUGAGGAGUGUGGGAAAGGCUUCAGGCGGAGCUCACACCUCCAAGGCCACCAGAGAGUUCACACUGGGGAAAGACCAUACAAAUGCGAGGAGUGUGGGAAAAGCUUCAGCUGGAACUUUAAUCUUCAGAUUCACCAGCGGGUUCACACAGGGGAGAAGCCUUACAAAUGUGGAGAAUGUGGUAAGAGCUUCAGUAAGGCCUCAACUCUCCUGACUCAUGAGAGAGUCCACACUGGGGAGAAGCCAUACCGGUGUGAGGAGUGUGGGAAGAGCUUCAGUCAGAGGUCAUACCUUCAGAGCCAUCAGAGUGUUCACACUGGAGAGAGACCAUACAUAUGUGAGCUGUGUGGGAAGAGUUUUAGUCAGAGUUCUCGUCUUGAGGUCCAUCAGAGGGUCCACACAGGAAGGAAGCCUUACAAAUGUGAGGUGUGUGCCAAGGGCUUCAGUGAGAGCUCACGCCUUCAAGCACAUCAGAAGGUCCACACAGAAGGAAGACCCUAUAAGUGUGAACAAUGUGGCAAAGGCUUCAGUGGAUUUUCAAGCCUUCAGGCCCAUCAUAGAGUCCACACUGGGGAGAAACCAUACAAAUGUGAGGCGUGUGGGAAGGGCUUCAGCCAGAGAUCCAACCUUCAAGCUCAUCAGCGAGUCCACACGGGAGAGAAACCUUUUGAAUGUGAGGCAUGUGGGAAGGGUUUUCGUUGGAGCUCAGGCCUCCUGAUUCACCAGAGAGUCCAUAGUGAUAAGUUCUAUACAAGUGAAGAGUGCAGUAAUAAUUACCCUUCUUCCCAGACUCUACAAUGAAGAAAUGAAGUUCUAGAAAAUAGUCUGUUCAAAACCUUCAAAUGGGAGUGGAAAUUUCCCAUUCACUAG